Messenger RNA from Talpa occidentalis (Iberian mole), 1609 nucleotides. Its product is annotated as submandibular gland secretory Glx-rich protein CA-like. Lineage: Eukaryota; Metazoa; Chordata; Mammalia; Eulipotyphla; Talpidae. The record is from RefSeq and is a predicted model, not a curated record. The transcript has 7 exons. The coding region runs from base 52 to 1269 and encodes 405 amino acids.
GAAUACAAACCCAACCCAGCUCAUUUGUCUUGAGGUCUAGGACGAGACAAGAUGUCUUGCUGUUGUUGUUGUUGGCCCAGAUCCACGGGCAGUGGAUCAAAAAAAGGCCGAAGAAACUUGUGGCAUGCUUUCCUAAAAUGCUUUAGGAAGCUGUGUGGAUGUCGCAAGUCAUUAGUCAGAGUUGCCCCCGAGGAGGAGGUCUCUGAAGUGCAAAUUCAAGAUAUCCUGAGAAAACAUACCUACUCACCUCCCAAAUACCGGGAAAGGCUCUUUUUGAGACCCAAAGAAGGCACGAAAGGGAGCCACAGCUUUCAGACUCUGGCCCAGGUGCACAGGUCCUGGCAGCACGACCUGGAGGCUGUGGAGGAGCUGCCAGAGACUCCGUCUCAAAUAGAGCAGUCGGACUCUUCUGAAUGUAUUUCGACAGACCAGGAAUCCAGCCAAACUGGUGAUUCAACAGAAGCCGACAGCAAAGCUUCGUCUCAAAUAGAGCUGUCGGACUCUUCUGAAUGUAUUCCGACAGACCAGGAACCCAGCCAAACUGGUGAUUCAACAGAAGCUGACAGCAAAGCUUCGUCUCAAAUAGAGCUGUCGGACUCUUCUGAAUGUAUUCCGACAGACCAGGAACCCAGCCAAACUGGUGAUUCAACAGAAGCUGACAGCAAAGGUCCGUCUCAAAUAGAGCUGUCGGACUCUUCUGAAUGUAUUUCGACAGACCAGGAAUCCAGCCAAACUGGUGAUUCAACAGAAGCCGACAGCAAAGCUCCGUCUCAAAUAGAGCUGUCGGACUCUUCUGAAUGUAUUCCGACAGACCAGGAACCCAGCCAAACUGGUGAUUCAACAGAAGCUGACAGCAAAGGUGAAGACACUGGGGAAUCAGCUUCUUUAUGUGCUAUUCCUCAGGAACAUGCACCCCCAGCAGGCAAGCUGGGGCCAUCAAAAACCAUUCAGGAUGCUGCAGGUACUCCUGAGGACCUGGAGCUCACUGCAUCGCUGAAGGGUCAGCUUGACAUUGACCAGGGUCCCUCAGGAGGUCCUCAGGCACCUGAACUCACAGCAUCUCUGGUGGGGGAGCCAGGCCAGGGCCUGGAAGACUCAGGACAGCCUGUUUGGGGUGAGCUCCCCCCACCUCUGCUGGGGGAGGCAGACCCAGACCCACCUCCCACUGGAUGUCCUGAGGCUGCCACAAUGACACCACCACAGCAGGUGGAGCCAGGCCCUGACCAUCAGGAUGUAGAAUAUACAGAGGUUGUUGAGUUCCAGCUGUAAGGGGGAAAGGAUGCCCUGAAUUAAUUCUGUACCAGCUUUGUGGACUCCACCCCCACUCCAGACCAAAGCCAUCAAGUCUUGGGAAAGCAAAUCCCAUCACCAUCCAAGGGAAGAUUGCUGGGACCUGAGUUUGGAGUUCAGCAGCCAGUUUUGGUGUAAGACCAGACACGUGGGUCUUGGGGGGUCUCUCUCUCCUCCUUGGCUUCACGGCUCGUGGCUCGCGGCCACUGGGAUUCCAGGUCGGCAGAACGGGGGAGGACGCAUGAAAGACUUUAUCUCCCUAUUUUCUCCCCGAGCUGUACAUAUCCUCAUUUCCCCUUCCCUUGUAAAUAAACUUUUA